AUGAAGGAUUGCCUCUCGGGAGCGUUGCAUACCAAAUGUAAAAGCAGAAGCUCCUUUGUUUGCAAAGAGUCAGAAUUUACUGAAACUGGAAGAGAGAAGAGCAUCAGAUAUAGUGAUUUCCAGAAAAGUUUGGAAAACUGGGAUUGUUUUGAUGAUGAGAAAGAUUAUUUUUGUGGUUCAAAUGGUCUGGAAGUAGAAGAAAACAGUGUUAUUUGCUCUGAAACUGAUGCAAUUCGGAAUACAGCUAUAUACACGGGAACAGGCCUCACUUUGCCGUCUCAUUUGGCUGCAAAUACUCCAGAAAAUACAGACCAAAUUAACAACCUUGGUUUGUUAAAGAAAAUUGUGCAUGGAACUGGUGCUCAGGCAUGCAAUAGGCAAGGUUUAAUACCACCUCACAUCGCUCAAAUUUAUGAUGAAUUAUUUGUCAUACAUCAGAAGCUCCAGAGAGAAAGUUCAGCACAGCAGGAGUAUGCUCUGCAACUGCAGAAACGAGAGCGUUGUCUAACAGAACAAGAAGCAAUGUUUUUUCAACACGAAGCAGCUUUGGCUAAAAUAAGAGGUGUUGAGGAAGAAGUUCACACAAAAAUUGCAGCUAUAAAAGAGCAACAUGAGGCAGAAGUUAAGCAGCUGACAGAAGCCUUGAGAGAAAUAACUAAAGAAAAUAGGAGGCUGAAGUCGUCGUUUGACAGCUUGAGGGAUGUGAAUGACUCUUUAAGAAAGCAGUUAAGUGAUGUAACUGAGUUGAACAAGAAGUUGGAAGGUCAAGCACGAAAAGCAAAAGCUCGUUUAGAAAAUCUGCAAAGGAAGCAUGAAUUUUCAAAGGUACGGAAAUCUAAUGAUUUGUGUCAAGUGGUGAAAGAAGGCAAACCUGUGAAACAGGAAAAAGUGAUGGCAACAUCAAGAACUGCUAUGCUACCAUUGAAUUCACAAGUCUAUGAGCUCUUAACUUAUCUUAUGGAUUGGAUCUCUGACCAGCAUCUUAGCAAAAUAAAAACACAAGAAGAGAGAGAGGACAGUCAUAAACCUAGGGUUACCCAGAAUUUAAAGAACUCCUGUACUCAGGAAAAGUGUAUGAAGCUUUUGCCUAUAGCUACUGAGCAGCUCCAGUGGAUGCCAUAUGUGAAUCCUAAACUGCACAUGCCUGUCAUUAAAUUUAUUUACUGGUCUAUAAGGCAAUUAGACACUGAUAUACAGCACACAACAAUAAGAUCAACCAUGAGGAGACUUGGCGAAGAUAUCUUCAAAGGCAUAGUGAGUAAGGGAAACCCACACAGUUCUUCUGAACAGUCUACAGAAAGUAAAUCAAAGUCAGCAGCUUUCUUUAAGAGUUUCUGUAUGCCUCUGAGGUUUCUGUCAACUUUGAUUGUGCUUAAAACAGUGAAACAAGUGGAUUACCUGGCUCAGGCAUUUGAGUCCCUUCGUGUAGACUUGAAGACAGAUGAAGGGAAGGCCUUAUUUGUGGAAUACCAAUCUGUGCCUGUCAUAUUAAGUCACCUAAAAGUAUCCAGUACAAGUCUGCUUUCCAGGGCUCUUGAUGGAUUACUUCAGAUGACCAUGGAAUCUGGUUCCUUACAGCCUUUCCUGGAAGCCUGCAGUAAUGAAUCCUUCUUCCGCACUUGCUCUGUAUUGCUUCGAAGUUCUAAGCUAGAUAUUGCAGUUUUGGAGAAGCUCUGUGUUAUACUGCAAAAACUUUCCAGAAUAAAAAGCAAUAAGAAGCUGUUUGAAUUGUUUGGUCUUCAUCGAAUGUUCCAAGAACUGCGUAGAACUGUAGAUCCAGAUCACACCUUCCUCUGCAUAAACCUCAAUUCAAUUCUGCUGAAUUUGGAAUUCUUGAGGAGUAACUCUCUUGACUCUAGUCUAAGCACAAGUCAAUAG
This is a messenger RNA of Pyrgilauda ruficollis (rufous-necked snowfinch), 1878 nucleotides long. It is a transcript of the gene CCDC138, whose product is annotated as coiled-coil domain containing 138. The record is from RefSeq and is a predicted model, not a curated record. NCBI's taxonomy places the organism in Eukaryota, Metazoa, Chordata, Aves, Passeriformes, Passeridae. The coding region runs from base 1 to 1878 and encodes 625 amino acids. The transcript is spliced from 15 exons.